Microthlaspi erraticum is the source of this 750-nucleotide messenger RNA. The record is from the annotation of a GenBank genome assembly. NCBI's taxonomy places the organism in Eukaryota, Viridiplantae, Streptophyta, Magnoliopsida, Brassicales, Brassicaceae.
AUGUCUCAUGGCAUUUCUCUUAGCAAGAAGCAGUGUCUUUCGACACAUGAUGAGCGAGAGCGCAUGAGUAGAAUCCCAUAUGCUUCUACUAUAGGAUCUAUCAUGUAUGCCAUGCUUUGUACUCGUCCUGAUAUUGCAUGUGCUUUAAGCAUGACGAGUAUAUACCAAUCGGAUCCAGGUGAGAGUCACUGGACAGCAGUCAAAAACAUCCUUAAGUAUUUAAGAAACACUAAGGACAAGUUUUUGGUCUAUAGAGGAAGUGAUGAGCUUGUUUUGAGUGGUUACACUGAUGCUAGUUUUCAGACAGACAAAGAUGAUUUCUGUUCACAAUCUGGAUUCAUCUUUUGUCUUAAUGGAGUUGUGAGCUGGAAGAGCUCCAAGAAAAGCAUUGUGGCAGACUCAACGACUGAAGCUGAAUACAUCGCUGCUUCUGAAGCGGCAAAGGAGGCUGUUUGGAUUAGGAAGUUCAUUACUGAACUAGGUGUGAUUCCUAGCAUUUCUGGCCCGGUGGAUCUCUAUUGUGACAAUAAUGGAGUCAUUGCUCAGGCAAAGGAACCUAGAUCACACCAGAAAUCCAAAUACAUUGAAAGGAAAUAUCAUCUCAUUUGUGAUAUUGUUGAUAGAGGAGAUGUGAAGAUUAGCAGAGUCUCAACGAAUGCAAAUGUUGCAGAUCCUUUGACAAAGCCUCUUCUACGGCCUAAGCACGAGAGUCAUACUACUGAUAUAGUCAUUGGAUUUCUUAAACAGUGA